Molecule: messenger RNA, 2092 nt
Organism: Trichosurus vulpecula (common brushtail)
Lineage: Eukaryota; Metazoa; Chordata; Mammalia; Diprotodontia; Phalangeridae
Exons: 12
Coding region: 1-1749 (582 amino acids)
Biological process (GO): mitochondrial citrate transmembrane transport
Source: RefSeq, a predicted model, not a curated record
AUGGUGGCUUCCCUGGGUCCUGGAGAAGAGCAGGCAGACUCUGAGCGGCCCCUGCGGGCCCCAAAAGCAGCCAGUUGGCCGGACCUGGCUGCCCAGACCCCUGCCAGGACCCCAAAGGCCCCUCCACAAGCCAGUGUUGCCCCCCCCACCAGUCCCUCCCUCGUGCCCCAGAGGCGCCUGUACCCCCGCAGCCUCAUCCAGAUGUUCCAGCGAGCCCUCCUCCGCCGCAGCCUUACCCGGUUGUCCCAGCAGAGCCCCCUCCCCUCUCCCCAACGCCCCCCACCCCAGGAGUAUUAUCAGGUUGCCCCAGCCUCACCCCGGAGCACUGGAGAGCGGACUGUCAGGAGCUGCUCCCGGCCUCGGUCACACCGGGACUGCGAUCUGCAAACACUCCGGUUCCCACGGCAGCCAGGAAUGCGUCUCCAGGCCGACCGGACUAGGUUCCAAAGGGGGGAGGGGGCGCCACCAUGCCUCCCUGCCCCGCCCGGGCUCAGGUCCGAGCGCCCAGGCGAAGCCUCAGGGCCAGCCUCUGGCGCUGCCAGUGAGAACAGAAUCAAGCCCAUGGACACUGGUCAAGCCAAGAGGAAAGUGAUGAGCUCCCCGUCCCCGGAGAGCUUCCAACGGAGGCUAGAAGGCUUCUGGUCCAGUAAGCCUUAUAACCAUCCCCUUCGGGGCUGGAAGGAAAGGGUCCACAGGCGUUUGCCGCUCCCCAGAGCCUCAGUCUCCCUAUCUGUCACCUGCCGGGAUCGACUGCUCAGACUUGAGCCAGCAUACGGCUCUUCUCCAACGGCCAAUCAGAAGCAGGCUAAGGGGGCGGGGCCAUGGGUGAGGAGGCGGGGCCUGGGAGGGGUUGAGGUCGAGGAGGUGGGGCGCACGGGGUCCAACGGCUCGGCGAAGACGGGGCCGGAGGUUCUGAGGCUACGCAACCCCGCCAGGCUCGACCUGGGCCCCCCCUCCGUCCCUGGGACUGAGGGAGGCAAGAGCACGCACCCGGGGAAGGCGAUCCUGGCCGGUGGCAUUGCUGGAGGCAUCGAAAUCUGCAUCGCCUUCCCCACAGAGUACAUCAAAACACAGCUGCAGCUAGAUAAGAAGGCCAAGCAGGCCCGGUACAGCAGCAUCACUCACUGUGUGAAGUUGACCAUUCCGGAGCACGGCUUCCUGGGCUUCUCCUGGGGCCUCAGCUCCCUGUUCUACGGCUCUAUCCCCAAGUCAGCAGUAGGGUUUGGCAUGUUUGAAUUCCUGAGAAAUCAACUCAGAGAUGCCAAUGGCAGGCUGAGCAACGCCAAGAGCCUUCUUUGUGGCCUUGGAGCUGGUGCCAAGGAGGCCAUUGUGAUUGUCUGCCCUCUGGAAACCAUAAAGGUGAAAUUUAUUCAUGAUCAGACAUCUGGAAAUAUCAAAUACCAAGGAUUCAUACACGGAAUUCGUGAGAUUGUGCGGGGAGAAGGGGACAAUCCAAAGACAACUAUAAACCCUUUUGUCACCGCUGUCUUCGGCAUUGUCGCAGGAGCUGCCAGCGUCUUUGGCAACACCCCGGUGGACGUGGUGAAAACGAGGAUGCAGAGCCUGGAAGCUCACAAGUAUAAAAACACGCUUGACUGUGUCAGCCAGAUCUAUAAGAAUGAAGGCAUCAUGGCGUUUUAUAAAGGAACCAUUCCACGUCUUGGCAGAGUUUGCCUGGAUGUGGCUGUUGUCUUUGUCCUGUAUGAAGAAAUCGUCAAAUUUCUCAACCUGAUUUGGGUGGCCAAAUGAGGACACCACCCAGUGGAUGGCUUCUGUGAAAAUGCCCCGGAAAUCCCUGAGGGCCAGUGGCCAUGGUGGUGGAUGUCCCCAUCCACCUGCACUGGAGCCUCCUUUGAUGGGCAUCCUGCACAAGGCCCCUGACCCGACCAGAAAGAAGCCUUCUUCCCCCAGCUUUCCAGCCCUUCACUCCUGGGGUCUUUUCCUUUAAAGCCCUGCUGGACUGUGUCAGACUGGGCAUGUCAGGGAUGGGGGAGGGAGAAAAUGUUUAGAACUCAAAAGCUUAAAAAGUGAAUGUUGAAAACCACUUUUACGUGUAAUUGGAAAAAAUAAAGCUUGGCUUGUAUUUGUGUCA